Leguminivora glycinivorella is the source of this 1397-nucleotide messenger RNA. Its product is annotated as sulfotransferase 1B1-like. NCBI's taxonomy places the organism in Eukaryota, Metazoa, Arthropoda, Insecta, Lepidoptera, Tortricidae. Gene Ontology annotation, biological process: sulfation. Gene Ontology annotation, molecular function: sulfotransferase activity. The transcript has 9 exons. Gene Ontology annotation, cellular component: cytoplasm. The record is from RefSeq and is a predicted model, not a curated record. Bases 61 to 1026 code for a protein of 321 amino acids.
ACCAUUCAUCGGUUUCUCUUUCCAGUAGUCGCAUCGAAUCUUUGUUGAUAAAAAAACAAAAUGGCGAAUAAAGUGAAAAUACAAGAUAUGGCAUCCGAGGAGACAGAAAACAAUAUUUUCGUUGGCUGCAGAUUCCGCGGUCCUUCCAGCAGUACGGAUUACGUAAUGCCUGAAUCCUACAAAAAUAUUGCUGAUGACAUCUUGAACCUGGCUGCUCGACCUGAUGAUGUGUGGGUGACAGGGUAUAUCCGGUCUGGAACAACACUUACACAAGAGUUGGUCUGGCAAGUUGCUACUGAGUGCGAUGUCGAGACGGCUUCCAAGAUCCCUUUGAUGACACGGUACAUGUUUCUCGAGGGACAAAUGUCAGUUGGGUUUAUGAAGUCCAAAAUGAAAGGCGAAGUAAAUGAAAGAGUGUAUACUUUUAAGGAAAUAAACUCAGCGCCCUCGCCUCGGUUCAUAAAAAGUCAUGCACCCUUCUCAUUGUUGCCCUCAAAUCUACUGGACACCACUAAAGUAGUCUACAUCGCCCGGGACCCGAGGGACGUGGCUGUAUCUGUUUAUCAAUUUUCAAAAAAAAUUUUCCAAUAUCUUGGAGACUUUAAAAUGCUAUGGAAUAUUUUCGUCAAUGAUUUAUAUAUGUUUUCCCCAAUUAUGGAGCAUGUCAAAGAAGCAUGGGAGCUCCGUCAUCACCCGAAUAUGAUGUUCAUAUUCUACGAAGACAUGAUAAAGGAUAUACCCUCAUAUAUCAAACGGGUAGCAGAUUUCCUUAACAAGGAAUUAACGGAUGAUCAAAUCUCGAAACUAACUGAACACUUGAAUAUUAAGAACUUCAGGAAAAAUGAUUCUGUGAACCCGACAUGGUUAGCUAAAGGCGGUAACCCUGAUGGCGAGGAUUUUGUUAGAAAAGGCGGCGCGGGCGGAUGGCGGCAGUAUUUCGACGAGGAGAUGGCGGCGCAGGCGCAGCGCUGGAUGGCCGAGCACCUCGCUGGCUCCGACCUGCGCUUCCCCGACCACACCUGCUAGUUAAUGUCACGUGAUAGAUACGGUUAAUGAUAAAUGUUAUCUUUAUUUAGAUGAAAGAGAUAUCCCAGCGCCUGGUCCCAUGCCUUUCGUGACCAGAGAGCUGGCAGCUACUUCAGCUAGAGAUUAAGUCUGGCUAUCCAAAGGGGUAACGCUGCCAGCCUUCUGGGCUUUAAGUUAGGAAAUAUAUUACUUUUUUAUCUUUAUCAUAUUUGCCUUUUUUAGUGCCAAGAUUUGGUUGACCGUCUAUAAAAUAAAUAUCUACAAUAUUACCUGUCUCAUAUAAAAAGCGCGAUCAGAAUUGAAAUGGUAUCAAGUAUAAGUACCAAAGAAGUAUUAGAAGUAUUCAAUAAUAAAAUUGUUGCGAAAUUGUA